This is a messenger RNA of Temnothorax curvispinosus, 7657 nucleotides long. It is a transcript of the gene salm, whose product is annotated as homeotic protein spalt-major-like. Gene Ontology annotation, molecular function: DNA-binding transcription factor activity, RNA polymerase II-specific; RNA polymerase II cis-regulatory region sequence-specific DNA binding. Lineage: Eukaryota; Metazoa; Arthropoda; Insecta; Hymenoptera; Formicidae. Bases 1463 to 6421 code for a protein of 1652 amino acids. Gene Ontology annotation, biological process: regulation of transcription by RNA polymerase II. Gene Ontology annotation, cellular component: nucleus. The transcript has 8 exons. The record is from RefSeq and is a predicted model, not a curated record.
CCGGUUGUCAGGCCCAGAGCUGGUCCGUCCGUCGUCCGGCCGACUCGAAGCAUCGGAGCAGCGGAUUUCGCGCGAGAUAUAGACUCAUAAACACGCACGCGUACACGCGUACGCGGCUCGCACCCGCACACACAUACAUACGCACAUACAUACACACACAUACACACCUACACCCACACACGACACACUGUGUACGGUAUCGCACCCGCGAGCGCGCGCGCGCUCGCUCACGUCCGUCAUCAACCGGAGCCGGUCAUCGCACACGUGUGUAUCGCGAACAGUGUGGUGUGGGACACACAUCGUGCGCACACGUCCACCACGGUUAUUACCCGCGCGCGCGACGAGGCGGCUCUCUCACGUUCUUCCCGGUUACGCGUUUACGGUCGCGACACGGGCGUCUCUAUACCUGCCGCGCGUCGGGAAUGCCGCCGCCGGUCUCGCGUCACCAUACGGUCGCGAUACGCCGGACGAGCCGACCCCGUUUCGAGCGGUAAUCGAAACAGCGCGAGUAACCGGGUGUGUGUUGUGAGCGAUCGUGGUCCGCGAGUACGCAACAGCUGCGAAAGAGAGAGAGUUACGCGACCAGCCAAACGGACAGCCGAGUGAGCCGAGAGACAACAACAAUCGGGACAACGACUCGGAGCAGCGGAGAAGACUUUCGGAAGCGGAGCGCGAGAGAGGGAGGAUAGGCGCGGGCCACGUGCGAGAUCAUCCAGCGAGAGAAGAAGCGUCAGCGUGUCUCAGUGCGUCAAGUCCCGUCUUCGGCGAUCUCGCGGAGGAAAAAAAAACAUUUCGUCCCCGUCGCGCAUCUCGCGGGGGAUGGGUUAGGGGAUCGGUGGCGUUAAGCCUCUCAUGGAUUACUGGCCGAGUUGACACGCUCACCGGCCGGCGGGCAGGAGGAGUCCAACUCUCUCUCUCCCCUUUGACGCGACGACCCGCGUAUAUGAAACGCUUCGCGAAGUGCUCCGCGUCGCUACGGUUCGCGGGGAGAGAUGCGUCUCCCGUAGGUAGUUAGUGCCGAUGGUGAGGUACGCGGGUAACGAACGUUGCGUCUUCUCAGCCUCGGUUGUCGCUGCGCGGGAUUAGGGAGAUAGAGACAGAGAAAGAAAAGUGUGUGAGCGAGAGAGAAAGAGAGAGAAAAGAGACAGAGGGAGACAUGCGGUUCGCACCCUCGACGCUGCAGCGACGUCGUCAACCGCCGUUGUCCCGUCGACGACGUCUAGACUGACCACGCAUUCGUCUGCUUUUCGUCGGGAUCCCGAGGCGGAGGAGGCGGAGGAGGAAGAGGAGGAGGUGGAGGAGGAGGAGGAUCCACGAGAACGAGUGCACCGGCACCGGUGGCGGCGGUCGUUCGUACCGACCCGAUCCAAACCGUCGGCGGACGACGACUGCCUCUUGGACGCACGGAGUGCGAAGAGCGACGAGGAGUGCGCGGCGGAACUGAUUCAACCGAGUCGGAGGGAUGUCACGGAGAAAGCAGGCCCGACCGAGUCGUGCUCAUCUUGAGGAGGAUCUUGUCCAGAGGCCUCUGUUGACCAAUCCCAUUGGAACUGUCGCGGGCAAUAUCCGAGAAGAAAAUGACUUUACAUCAGACGGCGAAGAGAGCGGUGGUGGAGGAGGAGGUGGCGAGGAAGCCGUGGAUCUCACAGCGACGAGAUCUCAUCAGGGCGAUGAUGAUCCUAUGGAAGAGGAUGAGGAAGAAGGCAUCGAUGAGCAAGACGAGCAGGAUGAGGACGAGGAGGGCUCGCGCAAACAGAUACAUCAUCGCCAAGAUGCGGAAAACAAUAAUAACUUUGUGGAGAGCGGUCUACCUACCGCCAUAUUCCCGCCCGCUGGAACUAGUCACGUCACCCUCGAAGCCCUUCAGAAUACAAAAGUGGCGGUCGCCCAGUUCGCCGCCACUGCCCUCACUGGGGCAGACAGUGAAGCGGCGCUGCAAGACUUGGCGUUUCUGGAAAACACGCUGUGCACCCUUCAGAAUCAACAGGUAUUACAAUUACAGCUGAUUCGACAACUUCAGCAACAAUUAUUGAUCACUCACGGGCAAUCGGUAAUGCAAUCGUCGGCGACGGAGCCAACUGAUAGCAAAGAGGCUUCGUCGUCCCCUAUUAUUCAUCCGAAACCAUUGUCGAGUCUCGCGUCACCUCCUUCUUCUCGUCCGCCGAGUCAUCAUCAGCAAACAUCACCGGCGCCGCUGACGCCGAAUCUGCUUCAGGAACGACCCACCUCGACGAGCAGCGCAUCUCCUUUGAAUCUACCCCUAUCGUCGUCCGGCGCGACGUCGACCGUCAUCACGACCACCAGCAGCCAAAUGCCGAUGCCGCAUCAAAUGCCGCCGCUCUGCUCGAUAAGCGCUUCCCUUGCUUCAUCGAUCAUAACGAAUACCGAUCCGCCGCCGCUUCACGAGCCAAACACUCUGGACAUUCUUCAAAAGCGUACUCAAGAGGUAUUGGAUAACGCGAGUCAAGGGCUAGCCAACAAUUUGGCCGACGAGCUCGCGUUUAGAGGCAAGGGCUCGCGACUCUCUCCUUACGAUUCAAAAUCGAGCGGUGGUCGCGGCGAGCCCUUCUUCAAGCAUCGAUGUCGCUUCUGCGGCAAAGUCUUCGGUAGCGACUCGGCGCUACAAAUCCACAUACGAUCCCACACAGGUGAGCGACCCUUUAAGUGCAACGUAUGUGGCAGUCGAUUCACGACCAAGGGCAACCUGAAGGUCCACUUCCAAAGGCACACGGCCAAAUUUCCACACGUUAAGAUGAACCCAAAUCCCGUUCCAGAACAUUUAGAUAAAUACCACCCACCCCUCUUGCAGCAAAUCGCUUCCGGGCAGAGGCCGAUGCCGUCCCCGCCGCCGCCGCCACCACCAUCCUCUCAUCACCCCUCGUUUCAUCCGGCAACAACGCACGGUUUCCUCCCACCACAACCGCCCAUGCCUUUGAGUCUCACCUUAUCCAAUAUGACGCCUCUUUACCGGUCCCCAGUUAUUAAUCACCGGGACGAUCAAGAUGUGCCGGAGAAUCUUAGUAAAGUACCCAUAACCACCGCUCCACAGACAUCUCCCACUUCUCCCGCUGCCAUGUUGAAUUCUCGUCAUUCCUUUCACGACAAUAUCCAUCAACAACAUCAAAAGCAGCAGCUUGAGCAGAGAGAGGAGAUAAAGCUCGAGCAAAGAUCGCCCGGGCAGGAGCAGUAUCAACAGCGACCGAUGAGCCGGGAAGGCGCCGAGCGAAUAACACCCAAGAGAGAACCUGAGGAAGCGGAAGAAGCCGCGGAGGAGGAGAGCGAAGAUUUUGAGGAAACCACGAGACGAUACCUCAAUUCACCCCAAUCCGUGAAUCCACCGUCCCAGCCGCAAACGUACGAGGAUUGUAGUAUGGACAGCAAGAUCAGCGGACGUUUAGAGGGCGACGGAGAGAUGGAAGUGGACGAGGAGACAGAAGAGCAACCUGAGAACCUUUCGGGCAGAGGUACGAUCAAUCGUUUGCCUCAACAGAUCAUGGCGUACCCGGGAGCAUCGCCGGCCAGCAGUAGCGCGAGUAGCGGUAGUCUGCAGACAUCCUUCGCCGGUAUCCUGUUCCCAGGUCCACCGGCUCAUCAUCAAAUUCCCGGUCUUCCUGUUUCGACCCAGGCAGGACCAACUACGACGUCCGGAAGCGAAAUGAUCGAUCCGGCCAAGGAUCCAGCGAUUUAUUCGACUUUACUACCGCGGCCUGGCAGUAAUGACAAUUCCUGGGAGAGCUUGAUCGAAAUAACGAAAACUUCGGAAACGUCCAAGUUGCAGCAACUAGUCGACAAUAUCGAGCACAAGCUGAGCGAUCCUAAUCAGUGCAUCGUUUGCCACAGAGUGCUCUCGUGCAAGAGCGCGUUGCUGAUGCAUUAUCGCACUCAUACCGGUGAGCGUCCCUUCAAGUGUAAAAUUUGCGGUCGCGCCUUCACGACGAAGGGCAAUCUGAAGACCCACAUGGGAGUGCACAGAGCUAAACCGCCGCUCAGAGUGUUGCACCAGUGUCCAGUGUGUCACAAGAAAUUCACGAACGCUCUCGUAUUGCAGCAGCACAUACGCCUUCAUACCGGGGAACCUACCGAUCUCAGCCCGGAACAGAUCCAAGCUGCAGAAGUGAACGAGUUCCCACCCGGUUACCAUCCGCUGGCGUCUUUCCUCCCGCAAGGAUUUCCGCCGCUACAUCCGACCGGCGCGAGCUUCUCCUUGGGAUUCCCACCAUCCAGGCAAACGGCCAUCGAGCAACAUUCGCACGAAAGCGACAUUGACGCGAAAGAGGAGUCUCAGCACCAACGACAGAGAUUUAUGGAGGAGCACAGCGAGGAGAUGGAAGAUCAGGAAGACGAGGAGCAAGAUCACAGAGAGGACGACGAGAGGUGCGAAUUGAAUCGCGACAGGCGUAGCGUCGAAGUCGAAGAGGAGCAGGACCACGAGAGUCAAGAUACGACCGAGCACAAGGACGUGACGCUUCCUAUAUUUUCGACCUCGUUGGCGGCUCUCGAGAAUCAAGUGAGGACCAUCACGACGACGGCCACGACUGCGAAUGUGGCCAGGUCGCCGUCCUUUCACCGAUACAACGGUAGCGAGAAGAGCACCAGCCCGCCGACCUCCGGUGCCCCGCUCGACCUGACACCCCGCGCUUCGUCCACGCCAGCGUCGGUGGCCUCAGCAUCGCCGACGCCGCCACCCCAGACCGCGCCGCAUCAUCCACCGAAUCCCUUCGGCAUGUUCGCGGGUCUACUUCAAGCGGUCUCGUCCUCUCCUACCACCAGCACGAUAGGCACGUCGAACAUAAACAGCGUCACCUCGAUGAAUGCCGUCAACCCGGGAAGCGGGCCCGGCAGCGGACCACUAGCCUCGCUGACCACUUCGGCGGUACUAGCCGCAUCGUCGACUUACAAUCCGCUCGGCCUAGCUGUCGGAGGCCCAGCAGUGCGUGGCAACACCACAUGUAAAUUCUGCUACAAGACGUUCGCGUGCCAAUCUGCAUUGGAGAUUCAUUACCGGAGCCAUACGAAGGAGCGACCUUUCAAAUGCACCAUAUGCGAUCGAGGUUUUUCUACGAAGAACGAUGAUUCCGGUCAGCAAGUAUGUUCCUGCGCGGACCAACCCUUCGCCGCGAAGGGUCCGAUCCUCCCACAACCCAAUCCCCAAUAUCGCUCGUACCCGGCGAGACCGGCCGCCGGAAAUAGUGAGAAACCGAAACGCAGGCGGCGGCGGCCUGAGGAACGGAAGAACCGGGGGCGGACAGGAACAGGAGGGGGGCGAAGGCUGACGUCUGUUUAUCCUGCCGUCCGCCUGCCCCCGCUGAUGCCACCCGCCCUCGGACUUCUACCCUCGGACCACGUCUUCCUGGGUAAUAUGAAGCAGCAUAUGUUGACUCACAAGAUUCGCGAUAUGCCGCCACAUCUGUUCAGCGAUCCCAAGCAUCAACAGCAGCAGCAGCAGCAGCAGCAGCAGCAGCAACCGCAGCAGCAACCGCCGCCGCAGCAACCGCCACAACCGCAGCUGCAACCGCAGCCGCAACCGCAACAGGAUCAGGAGACUUCUAGAAGUCCGAUGUGCGUCGACGAUUCGAGCCUACCGCCCCCACCUCCGCCACCUCCACCACCCCCGCCGAUGCCACCAACGUCCAUUGAGUCUACGAUACCGGUAAAGAGAUCGCCGGAGGGAGAGCUGCCGGCACCAAAGAGACCAGCCAGCCUGCCGAGCAAGCAUUUGUGCCAGAUUUGCAAUAAGAAUUUCUCCUCGUCCUCGGCGCUCCAGAUUCAUAUGAGAACUCACACCGGCGACAAACCGUUCCGAUGCACCGUCUGCCAGAAGGCGUUCACCACCAAAGGCAACCUCAAGGUGCACAUGGGUACUCACAUGUUCACCAACGGAACGUCACGUCGAGGUCGACGGAUGUCGUUGGAUAUACCUCCCCUGCCAAUCACGCCCAAGGACUCGGAGUUUCUGCAACGGCGACCGGACCUCUUUUACCCGUAUCUUCCCGCGCCGUUCCUUAACGGCGUCCAGCAAAAGCUGAACGAGAUUUCGGUGAUUCAAAGUAGCAACGGGUUACCGCCUCAUUCCUUGAGCGCGGGCAAGUACGCGGCAAGCCUGUUCGGCUCGGUGUACGGUGCCGGCGCGGGUGGUUUCUCCCUGGACAAACAACCGAUGGGGCCGACCAGCAACGGGCCUCUGGACGGCAAAUCCGCGAUACCCUCGGGAUCAAUGCUCUUCCAAACACCGUCGCCCUCGCACUCGCCCGGCGCGUCGUCCAACGGCGGCAAUCAAACGUCCGCCAGCGUGUCCUGGACCGGCGAUACCCUUCAACAUCAUUUUGACCGAGAAACACCGAGUAGAACCGAGAAUGACGCCACCCCGCCCACAGCACGGCUACCACCGCCACCGGCGAGGGGAGAGGGAUUAGCCGCGUGAAACUUAACAGAUACAUAUCUUUCCAUCUAACUGCACGAUAGGCGCGCGAUCGUCCGUUCAUAGCGGCCGAAUCUCCGCCACGUAAGAGGCUGAUAAUAUAAUCGAUACAAUUCUCUCAGACUGAAUUAGUUUAGAAGAAGAAGAGAAGAAUCGCGACGAGCGAAUGUUGACAGCGGGGGUAGUCUCGACCCCGCCAUCCCUCCGUCCCAAUCGGCGAAGGUUUACCAUCGACUCAUUUGGUCUUGCUAGAUCAUCAGGAGUGGAAGUUUUCAAACGCAAUGAUGCACCGCCUAGAAAUGAUUCCGCAAAUCCCGGUCGGAACAGUUACAAUAUACAAUGACUAUUUUUUUCCGUGCUGUAUCCGUGCUGCAUUUCAAAGGAAGACAAUCUUCGGAACUGAAAAAUCGCCCAAUUUCUCACGUCGGGAGAGCACGAUCGGAACGAUCACCGGGGACAAUCGCGCGACCGAGCGUAGCUCGUUGGUGAUACAGUUGCUUUUGGCAUUUCUCUACGUACGAGUGACAACAUAUCCCUACGCCCCCCCCCCCCUCUCUCUCUCUCUCUCCUUCUCCUUCUCUUUCUCUCCAUCUAUCUCUUCCUCUUCCUUCCUUGUCCCUUCCCACGCCCGGUAGUGGUUUUCAAUGUCUGCAAGCGAAGACACCAUGUUCCUAUUAUCGCGCUAGUCUUAAUAUGCGUAAAAGGGAUCGGUAGAUUCCAUCGAUCCGUCGACGGCUUCCGAGUAGGCUAGGAGACACCGAGAGUUUCGACCUCGAUACGGAUACUCUCGAUACGCGAUGAGGCUUGACCGCGUCACCGCUGGCGCCGCUCGCGUUCAUCGUUUAUUCAAGCCGAAGCUCUCGCCGCGAUGCGGGCGGCUGGGUGACAAGACGUUCCGCUUAAAUAUUGAUCCCGCGCGCGUGCUCGAUCGAGCCUCGUAAAACGUGCAUAAUAACGUAUCUACGUUAACGAUUCGCGAAUCUCUCGCACGGGAGUCCCCGCGCUGAGACGCGACGCCUAGACUGAGCUCAGCUCGCGAGGGUAGGCGAGCGCAGGCAUGUUGGAGCCGCAAGACACGUGGCGUCGCGUCCUUGGCGGGCGUCCCCGACACAGUUCGACCGUCCAUUCGCGACAGCGGUGGUCACCUCUCCGGGUUAUCUAAGGCUACGUUAUAAAUACUUAUAUACAUAACUAUAUAUAAAUAUACAUUAAUAUAUAUGCAUAUAUAUAUACAAAUAU